Molecule: messenger RNA, 650 nt
Organism: Salvia splendens (bonfire salvia)
Lineage: Eukaryota; Viridiplantae; Streptophyta; Magnoliopsida; Lamiales; Lamiaceae
Exons: 6
Coding region: 91-411 (106 amino acids)
Source: RefSeq, a predicted model, not a curated record
AUAUUAUGUGUGAAUAUUAUUAGCCCUCAAAAUUAGCGUGGAAAAUAAAGAGGGGAGGAGAAGGGGAAUCUCAUACAAAAUCGAAUUCCGAUGGACGAGAAUGAAUUCCGGCAGCUCCUCGAGCUCUUCCCAAUCGUCCGAUCUCCCGAUUAUUGCGCUGGUUCGGAAUUUUCAAGCCAAUUAUCUGGACCUGCUCCAAGUUUGGAGUUGAAGGAACGGCAAGAUGGAUGUAGUACUGAGGAUAAUACAGAAGCAUUUUGGGGAAAACUAAAGGCGGCUGCUGAGAAGAAGGUGGGUGCAGCUGAUGCAGAAAUAUUUUGCAAGGCAUUUCAACAAGUUUAUAAGAAACUAGUUUAUGAAGAAUUAACAACAGAUGCUGCUAAGAGAAUAAUGAAUUCAAGGACUUCCUGAAGAACAAAAGAUGGAAGUAUAAGGAAAUUGAUGCUUCAUACUAUCGUUAUGUCAGCAUGCAGUAGUACACAUAAUUCUGCCAUAGGCUUUAGACUUUGUAUCCAAACUGAUGAUUGAGGAAAUUGUGCUGCUUUUGUGACAUCAAUUGCUAUUUCUCUCUUUGUUGUUCAUUGAUCGCAUGUUUAUUGUAUUAUUAUUAAUAUUAGUAUUAUAUAUUGCCAUGGAUGUUCUGAACUUAA